UGAGGAUGUUUAAUUAACACCACACCACACCGACUGGCAGACAUUUGCGCAGGAAAAGAAGAAAAGAAAAAUCGACGGAGGUAAGAUGGGAGUGGUGAUAAUUGACGGGACGACGGUGAAGGACUUCGUGAGCAACGAGGUGCUGUUCAAGAAGAGCGUGGACGAGCGUUUUGCUGCUCUGGAUCUGAACAACGAUGGUGUUCUGUCCCGGUCGGAGCUGCGGAAAGCAUUCGAGUCGAUGAGAUUGAUCGAGACCCACUUCGGCAUAGAAGUGGCGACCUCGCCGGAUCAGCUGACGCAGCUCUACGAUUCCAUAUUCGAUAAGUUCGACUGCGACCACAGUGGGACGGUGGACCUCGACGAGUUCAGGGAGGAGAUGAAGAAGAUUAUGCUGGCCAUCGCCGACGGGCUUGGCUCUUGCCCUAUUCAGAUGGUUCUCGAGGACGACCACCAGAGCUUUCUCCAGCAGGCUGCAGAUCUCGAGGCUUCCAAGAUAUCAUCAUCAGUUUCACACACCUAGCUGCCCACUUCCUUUCUUCCAUCUCGAUCCUGUUCACCUUCUUUUUUUUCCUUCUUCUUCUUCUUUCUUUUGAAAGGAAUAAAAGAUUUGAACUAAUCCUCUGUAUGAAAUGCGAAUGUAAUAUACCUUCCGUCUUUUUCCUUUUUUUGGGUUUGUUUUGAAGCUUGAAAUAAAAGGUGACGCUGGGGACAUUAUUACGA
Rosa chinensis is the source of this 720-nucleotide messenger RNA. RefSeq lists its product as uncharacterized. The coding region runs from base 86 to 520 and encodes 144 amino acids. The transcript has a single exon. The record is from RefSeq and is a predicted model, not a curated record. Lineage: Eukaryota; Viridiplantae; Streptophyta; Magnoliopsida; Rosales; Rosaceae. Gene Ontology annotation, molecular function: calcium ion binding.